This is a messenger RNA of Oldenlandia corymbosa var. corymbosa, 288 nucleotides long. Lineage: Eukaryota; Viridiplantae; Streptophyta; Magnoliopsida; Gentianales; Rubiaceae. The record is from the annotation of a GenBank genome assembly.
AUGGCCUCUUCAAUUGCUUCAAUGGCUGCUCGCCGGUUCAUUUCUUCCCCUAGCUCCGCCUCUCAAGCUGCUUCUCUUGCUCACCGACGGGGAUUCGCGUCCGCCGCCGAUCAUCAUGGACCUGCUAAGGUGAAUUUUUGGAGCGACCCCAUGAGCCCAUCCAAGUGGAAAGAAGAGCACUUUGUUAUUGUAUCUUUGGCUGGUUGGGGCUUGCUUAUCACUGGGGGUUACAAGUUCUUCACUGGAGGCAAAAAAAGUAACUUAGAGACCCUAGAAGCUACACAGUAG